Molecule: messenger RNA, 1780 nt
Organism: Argentina anserina (silverweed cinquefoil)
Lineage: Eukaryota; Viridiplantae; Streptophyta; Magnoliopsida; Rosales; Rosaceae
Exons: 7
Coding region: 55-1578 (507 amino acids)
Molecular function (GO): zinc ion binding; DNA binding
Source: RefSeq, a predicted model, not a curated record
CACAUCUUCCUUCUCUCUCCUCCAACAAACUCCGGCGCCGUCUCUCUCUCCGAUAUGGCGAUCAAGCGCCUCCGCACCAAGUGGACUCCGAUUCAGCGCGAAACUCUCGAGAAGGCCUAUUCAGUGGAGCGGACACCGUCGGAGGCGACGAAGGAGGAGCUGACCAAGCAGCUGGAGCUCGGGUACGAGCAGGUCAAUGUUUGGUUCAUGAACCGGAGAGCCAAGGAUCGCCGGGACGGGAUUGUCGCCAAGAAAUCCAGAAUGACACGUCACCAGGUCGCUACUCUGGAGAAGACAUACGCCGGGGAGAAGUAUCCGUCGGCGUCGAGGAGGGAGGAGAUAGGGAAGAAGCUGGGGAUGAGUGAGAUUCAGGUGAGGCAGUGGUACAGCAAGAAGAGGAAUGAGGAUCAGGGGAAGGAGAGGAAGGAGAGGAGGAAGAAGAGGGAUGCCGAGGAGAAGUCGCCGAAAUCGGCACUGGCUACGUCCUGUGAUCACCUGGCUUUCGUCGCCGCCGACCUCACCGGCAUUCCCAAUCCUGACACUCCCUGCAAAAGUUAUACUAGAUGCCAGAAUCCCAAUGAGAACUGGUGUUGUUUGUGCUGCAAGGACGUGUUCUGCAGUGUUGAUUUGACGAACGGGCACUUGUUUCAGCAUUUUAAGCAGACAAAUCAUUGUCUUGCUGUCAGCUGCAGUGAUAAAUCAAUUUGGUGCUACUCCUGCAAUUCAUUCUUAGAUGCCCAGGCAAUCCCACAAUUGAGUGCUUUUUCUUUGUCCUCCAAUGCUUCUGGGGAGCCAUCCUCCUCAUCCAGGUUGCAGAGCCCUGAUGCCUCCAAGGAUUCAUCAUCCUCAUCCAGACUAGAGAACCUUGAUGCUCUGAUGCUUGAUGUUACUGAUCUCAUAUCCAAGCCAUCUCCAUGCCCAAGUUUUCAUCUACUGGAGGAUAACUCAUUUGUCGACCAGGAUAAGCUUACAGUAGCCAAGAAAGGACUCCAGAAGAUCUUUGAUUGUGGUUUAGAAGCUUUAGCCGAUCCCCACGUACAAGAAGAGUUUCUUGCUUAUUCAGACACAGUUCUAUCCGUCGAUUCAUGUCCAUCAGAGUUGAAGGUCAUGCUUUCAUCUUUCAGAGGCAAUCUCUCGGUGGAGACCCGUGCUUUCCUCCAAGCUCAACAUGACUUAAAGGUGGCGUCUGAUUUAUCAGCCUCAAUUACUGAGAGAAGGUUUGUUCUCCGUUAUCAUCAUUCAAAAUAUGCUGAGGUCAAGAAACAAAUUAUUGCCUCAGAUGAGAAAGUUGCAAACCUUAAGGCCAUGAUCAAAAGGUUGGAAGCAUCUUUGGCGGAAGAAAAGAGCAACAGGGAGAAGGUUGAUCGGGUUUUGGAUUCUAUUGAGACAGGAGUAAUGGAUGCUAGAGAUGGAUUGCUCUCAGACAUAGAGCAAGUGUCUGCUAUGGAGGGAACGACCAAAGCAGCUAACCAGUUAGUAGUUCAACGCCACUCGGCUUGGGAAAACCUAAGGAAUACUUUUAUGGAGGUACAUAGUAAUCUGCACGUAGGGGAACAACCUGCUGAACCCACCAGUUAAUAAUACUUUUGCAGUCACCUUGGCCACUUGGCCCCAGUUCUUUCAAUUUUCCUGGACUAGCCUUGUGUAGUCAGUCCUAGGUAGUCUAUUGACCACAUUUUUCCUGAUCACAAUUUUUGGCAGUUAGGUCUCUCUUAGGAUCGUACAUUGUAGUGAGGAUGGUUUUCCGAAGUAUGUUUUAUUAACCAAGCUCUUGAGAACU